This is a messenger RNA of Fusarium oxysporum Fo47, 691 nucleotides long. RefSeq lists its product as uncharacterized. The coding region runs from base 107 to 541 and encodes 144 amino acids. The transcript is spliced from 2 exons. Lineage: Eukaryota; Fungi; Ascomycota; Sordariomycetes; Hypocreales; Nectriaceae. The record is from RefSeq and is a predicted model, not a curated record.
CAAUACUCUUCUGCCAAUACGCAGCAAGCAACUUUCAUUGCCAGACAAGCUUGAUACUUUUCACAAACAGCAUCUUUCAAACACUAAUUCCCACCAAUCAAUCAUCAUGCCUCCCAAGAAGAGUGCCGACCAAGAUGGCUCCCCUAUCGGCCUCACUGAUGGCGAGCUCCGAUUCAUCAAGGCCAUCUUCGACAACAUGACUCAAAAGCCCGAUGCCGACUGGGAUGCCGUUGCCAACACCGUCAGUCUGAAGGAUGCCAAGUGUGCCAAAGAGCGCUUCCGUCAGAUGUCCGUCCGUCAUGGCUGGCGUAGCGAUGGUGCUGGAUCUGGUCCCAGUCCUCGCAAGUCCUCCGCUUCGACUUCCAGUCCUCGCCAGUCUCCUGCUGCUGUCAGGAAGUCCAGGAAGACCAACACUACUCGAAGCCCCUCCAAGAAGUCUAUCAAGAAGGUCGAUGAGGAUGACGAAGAUGUCAAGGAGGAGGCUCAGUCUGAGGAGAAGAAGGAGAUGAAGGCUGAGGUUGAGGAUGAUGACACCAACUAAUGGAUGAAUUGAUGGGAGUGAAGACACCGUAUUGUCGACUACGCUUGGAAGAUUCAUGAGGGCCUCAUACCAAGUCUAGGGGUAAUACUGAAAGGAUCUGGCUAGUCAAUAUCUGGAGGUACCACUGAAAUGAAAUUGAGACAUUGAGAC